This is a messenger RNA of Penicillium longicatenatum, 1929 nucleotides long. RefSeq lists its product as uncharacterized. The record is from RefSeq and is a predicted model, not a curated record. The transcript has 10 exons. Bases 1 to 1929 code for a protein of 642 amino acids. NCBI's taxonomy places the organism in Eukaryota, Fungi, Ascomycota, Eurotiomycetes, Eurotiales, Aspergillaceae. Gene Ontology annotation, molecular function: protein dimerization activity.
AUGUGGAAGGACUCUCCCUCACCCCAAUAUUACCUAAAAUGGAACGAGUGCUUCAAAACGACAUUUAUCCACAGGGGCAUGCUAUGGCAAAAGGAUAUCCCAGGCUCCUUUAAUAAUGUGGACCAAAUACCGUCCCUAACAAAACGAACCUUUAACUCCGACCAGUGGGAACGGAUGCAGGUUAGGCUACUUGUAAAGUCAUCCCUUCCAUUCCAGUUUCUAGCACACCAGGAUUUCGAGGACCUAAUCACAGAAGCUCAGCUCUCAACUUCAAAACCUAAGCUCCUCCAUCCAAGGACAGCACCCUUACCAAGUGGUGCGAAGCUCUCUAUUGCACUUAACUACUGGACGUCGCCAUUUACACAGGCCUUUAUGGCUAUUACUGGAUAUUUUGUGGAUGCUGAUUGGAAUUUUCGCGAGAUUCUUCUAGCAUUUAAGCCACUUUCUGGGACACAUUCUGGUGAGAACCUUGGUACGGUGGUAUUCAAGGUCCUUCAAGAUCAUGAUAUUAUGGAUCGGGUAUUAGCCGUCACCACUAAUAACGCGUCAAAUAACUCUACACUAGUUGAGAACCUCCAGCAGGCUAUUGACUCCCUUGAACUACCAGUCGGCUCAACAACGCCAAUUAUACAGAUUCCCUGCCUCGCUUAUAUGAUUCAACUUAGCCUACGUGACCUUCUUGGUGCUAUGAAGAGGGCUUUAAACGUGCAUGAUCGGUCUCAAGGAAUACGCUAUACGCUUUUAAAGAUCCGCAAAUUCGCCGUCUAUAUCAACGCGAGUCCCCAACGCCGAGAAGCCUUCACAAAUCUUCAACAAGCUCAUCUAAAGCUUGUUCCAAUCCAGGAUACAAAAGGGUUAUCAAAGAGCAAGGAAGUCACAAUUUACAACGUUUUCAAGAUUUAUAACCUACUUUUUGGGCAUUUUGAGAAGUCAAUUCAUCAGCUUAUCAAGAAGAAGGUAGUAUGGAAGCAAGAGAUGCUUUCUUCACUUCAAGCUGGAAAAAAGAAGCUUUCUAUCUAUUAUAAUAAGACAGAGGAGCAGCUAGCCUCUCCACCUUUACCAGUAACUGCCAUUAGCCAGACGACUAGUCAGUUUAGGGGAUUAUUCAGUGACUCUCAGCCUCAGCAAGCUAAGAAGCUAAGCUCUAAUAAUGAGCUUACAACCUACCUGAAUCUUGGACAACAGACUGAACAAGAUCCCUGUACGUACUGGCGAGACCAGCAGCGUCAAUUCCCAACUCUUGCGCGGCUAGCACGAGAUGUCUUCUCUAUUCCAGCAACUGGAGCUGGUGUAGAACGUCUUUUCAACUCUGCCCGAGAUAUAUGCCACUACCGGCGUGGGUCUCUUUCACCAUCAACAAUUCAAGCCUUAAUGCUAUUUCGGUGUACGUCAAAUUUCGAAGUUGAGCAAGAUGAGCUUAAUUUAUAUAAGCAAGUCUAUACUCGUGAAGAACUUGAUGAGAUCGAAGAGAGGCGUGAAGCUUCCUUUCUUAAGGUUGAUGGGAUUAAUCCAAUUAGUGACGACGAAGAGGAAGACUUACCUAGUCAUUCACAACGUCCUAUCCAGCGAUCAAAGCAACGACCAAGCCAGCGAUCAAAGCAGCGAUCAAGCCAACAACCUCUUAGAAAGAGACGGAGACGUAGCCGAUCACUUUACUCUAUUCCAGACGAUGAAGAUGACGAAGAGAAUCCUACAAUCUCUCUACCAGGUCCUCCAGAUCCAGAUCCAGAUCCAGACCUAGAUCCAUAUCUACAUCAACCUCCAGCUUCAUCUUCUUCUCCAUCUCUAGAACCUCUAGAACCUUCAAAAGGUAGUGAGCUAGAUCUUCCACCGCAAAAAGGAGAGGCAACCCAGUCCCGGAUGUCAACGAGAUUCCAAGGUGAAAAGCGCCCAAGACGAGAGGAUUCUAUGUUCGUCAGUAACUACUGA